CGCCCUUCUACAUUUUUUACCUUCCUCCUACAGUAUGACACUAUUGCCAGACGGUCACCAUACGAUGAAAAGUAUCCCUGGAGUUUGUUCGUCUGUCAUUAGUAGAAUUACAUCACUGUCAAUCUGAAGAAGAGAAAACAGACCAGCAAAAACAUAUUACUAACUGUCACGAUAGUCGGAACAGAGAGACCGGGAUCCAGGUAUGCAAACCGUCAAGCGCUUUAUUUGGAUAAACCAAACAGAGGCACCGAAAGGGACGGGCAAGUGGCAAGGUCGAAAGACAAGCAGGGAGGUCGUAAGCCGGGGAGUCAGUCCUACAGGGAAACACGAGACAAGAUCACACGGGGUAGCGGGAACAGGACGAGCCGGAGCAGGCAGGGUAGACGGGUCUGGAACGGGAGAGAGAGAGGUAAGGAGAGGACACGAGGCAAACAGGCAGGGUUAGGUUUCAGGGAGAGACGAUCGACAAGAAAGUGCUCGGUAUGGCUUCUAAACAUCAGCGCAAUACUUCGCAAUGGGGCGUCUCCAUGAACAACCUGAAUGACCCCCCAGGAUGGAACAUCAGACCCGAUGAGCGAGGGGACGGGGGCAGUAAUAAAUGGAAUUACGCCCUUCUUGUACCCCUGCUCAGCUUGGCUGCAUUUCGGUGGAUUUGGACCAGAGAGUCUCAGAGGGAAAUCCAGCAGGCAAAAGACCAGUAUAACAAAGACAUGAAAGCUGUGACCAGCGAGCUGGAAGGGAAGUACCGCAAGACCCUGACUGAGAGCCGCAGGACAGCAGCCCAUCUGGAGCUGGAGUUGGAGAAAGAGCAUCACCGUGUUCAAGGCUACCGUGAGGCCAUGGCCUCACAAAGCCGGCAGCUGCUGGAGGAGCGAAAGCGACUGCAGCGAGAGCGAGAGGCUGUGGAGGCAGAGAAGACGAGGCUCCUGCAGACCGGGGCGGCCGGUGCCGUCUUCCAGAGCAUGCUGGAGAAGGAGAACAUGUGGGAGCUGAGGGCCAAGGCUCUGCUGAAAGAGUUCGAGCAGGGCCUGGUGGAGCGGCAGGACGCCUACUGCAGUGUCCUCCUCCCCCGAGACCGACGGCUGGAGAUAGAGAAGAACCUUCUGGUCAAGGCGGCCAAGGAACCCUUGGCCGUGGAGCUGAACAUGGAAGGUGACCUCAAGGACAUAUUCAGGAACGAUCGGCACUGCGCUGACCUCAUGAACACAGACAAGCGCAAGAACGGCAGCCUGAUGUGGGUCUACCUGAGAUACUGGCAGCUGCAGGUGACGCUGCAGAAACACAGGAGGGCGAAGCGGUCGAUGGGUGUCACUCAGCCAGACCAGGACCCAGCUGGGAGCAGGACGAGAACUUAACCAAGGACACCAAAGGAGAUGUUUCUCAAGACAAGGCGGGGAAAACGGCGUGGCUGGUGCUUUGUGUUGCUGUUUUACUGUCCAGUGCACUUUACUGUAACAGGAAGGUGUUGUGGUUCAUUUGGCGAAUAAUGGCAAAUAAGCAUUUAUGUACAAAUGUAGCUGCAUUUUUAGACAGACUCAAAACUGCAACUGAAAAUACAAACAUGGACCCAAAACCACCGACCUUCACUACAGAUCAUAUACAAGAAGUCCAGUGCCACAUGAGAUCAUAGGUGUAUUACCAGUUAACUCUUAAAUCAUGGUUAAAAUAAGACAGACAUCUGAAGUGGAUGAUGCCAGAGGUGUGAUGUUGUACCUUUGAGCUGUACUAUCAAUAUGUCAACAGAAUUCCUGGUUAGGGUGUGUGCUGUGGUAAAUUAUAAAUGAUAAAAUUA
This is a messenger RNA of Brienomyrus brachyistius, 1792 nucleotides long. RefSeq names its product coiled-coil domain-containing protein 127-like. The coding region runs from base 483 to 1355 and encodes 290 amino acids. The record is from RefSeq and is a predicted model, not a curated record. Lineage: Eukaryota; Metazoa; Chordata; Actinopteri; Osteoglossiformes; Mormyridae. The transcript is spliced from 3 exons.